Messenger RNA from Daucus carota subsp. sativus, 805 nucleotides. RefSeq names its product high-affinity nitrate transporter 3.1. Lineage: Eukaryota; Viridiplantae; Streptophyta; Magnoliopsida; Apiales; Apiaceae. The transcript has 2 exons. The coding region runs from base 76 to 693 and encodes 205 amino acids. Gene Ontology annotation, cellular component: plasma membrane. Gene Ontology annotation, biological process: response to nitrate; nitrate transmembrane transport. The record is from RefSeq and is a predicted model, not a curated record. Gene Ontology annotation, molecular function: nitrate transmembrane transporter activity.
AGCCAAAAAAAUAAAAUACCAUCUCUUCUUCUCUUCUCUCUUAUGAUAUCCUUCACUUAAAUCGUCGAAUCAAUCAUGGGGCUCUCAGCUAUUCUCUUUGUAGCUUCAAUCUUGCUUUCCUCCUUCGCCUUGAGUUGCUAUGCUAGCGGAACCUUCUCUGCUUUAGAAAAAUCUCUUCUUGUCACAUCAUCGCCUAAAGCCGGGCACGUCCUAAAAGCCGGGGAGGCGAACAUCACAGUGACAUGGUCUUUCAACAAAACCUUCCAAGCUGGAACAGAUUCGACAUACAAGACCGUCAAGGUAAAGCUCUGCUACGCUCCCAUAAGCCAAGAAGAUCGUGCAUGGCGCAAAACAAAAGACGAGCUUAAGAAGGACAGAACAUGCCAACACAAGAUUGUGUCAAGGCCAUACAGUCCCUCAACAAAUACCUUCACUUGGACUAUAGAAAGAGACAUCCCCUCAGCAACAUACUUUGUAAGGGCUUAUGUUUUCGACGCAGAGGAUAAAGAAGUUGCCUAUGGCCAAGCCACUGAUGCCGCGAAAAAGAGUCAUUUGUUCGAGGUAGAGGCCAUCACAGGCCGCCAUGCGUCCCUCGAUGUUGCAUCCGUGUGUUUCUCUGUUUUUGCCAUUGUUUCUUUGGCUGGUUUCUUCUACUUGGAGAAAAGAAAGGCAGGAAGUUCCAUGCAAAAGUGAGGAAAUGGUGCUUCAAGAAAUUUACAUGUUUUUGUUCUUUAACAUAUUGGUGUCACAUUAUGCCCUCAAUUCUAUUUUUAAAUUACUGAUAAAGAGAUCUUUUAUUUAUGCC